Molecule: messenger RNA, 5641 nt
Organism: Malus domestica (apple)
Lineage: Eukaryota; Viridiplantae; Streptophyta; Magnoliopsida; Rosales; Rosaceae
Source: RefSeq, a predicted model, not a curated record
UUGUUGGAAAACAUAUUUCUCGGAGCGGUGUUUUGGUUGGAUCGCUUUAUCGUCGACUUCGGGUCCGAAAAAUGGAUUGCGGUUUCUCACUCCUCUGGUCCUAGAGAGAGAAAGUUCAGUGCCGGAGAGAUAGAAGGAGCCAUUUGCGACGCCGUUUUGGAGCUUAAACAACUGAGGUGUGAAUUGGGAGCUGCAAAAGAAGCAGAAACGACGCCGUACCGUCCGCGCUCUUGAAGAACCCUAAUUCCCCUGGAUUGGGAUCACACUGACAAGUUGGAGAAUGCCUGGCAGAAUUGCAGGGAUCAGGGUAUCUUAUGCAUAAUGGUCUCAUAAACAGUCGUAGCUCUUUUUCACAGAAACAAUUAGCUGAGAAAUUUGGUGCCUGGGAAUUUAAUGCCUGGUAACGAAAUUGAAGGCAGGAUCCACAAUUUUUAUGAACAAGACAACUAUUCCCGUCAAUCUCAAGUUGCAGACAAUAAUUGGCCUGUUGAUAUUUAUAAUCAAUGGCAUGGAAAACAAAGAGAGACAAGUAAUGUGCAACAACUAGAUUUUGGGAGAGGACGGGGCGGUGAGUCUUUGAGUUUUGAUAAAACAUAUAAACAGUUGGCUCAGAAACCGGAAUUGUCCCAUAUUCAAACUAGAAACCAACAUCUGGAGACGAAUGGGUUUAUGCUUGGAUGGCAGGAUUUGCAGGAAAGCCAGUUUUUCGAUGAUAGCUCAGUUUUGGUUCCACUUGCUUUAACUUCGAGAGGCUUAUCUAUCCUUCAAUCAGAGCAAGAAAAUGCAUCGUGCGAUAGUCCCACUUUGACAACCAAUUCAGAAAGGUCUGAAAUUACUGAAGCUUCCAGUGAGUUUAACUUUGUUGGAAGGCAGCCACAACUUGUGAGGGGACAACAACAAGGCAUUCCACAGAUUCACUCGAUGCAGCAGUCUGGGUACAAUGACAUGCAGAUGUUGCAGCAGCACCUGAUGUUUAAGAAACUGCAAGAACUUCAGAGGCAGCAGCAACUACAACAGUUCGGUGAUGCAAGGCAACAUAAUGCAGUAAAUCAGCUCUCUGCAAUUAAUAAGCAGACUUCAGGGGUUCAGUUUUCACCUCUAAUCAAUGGAACACCCGUUAAUGAUACGCCACAAAUGUUUAUGAACUGGGUGCAGAGGGGUGGAUCUCUGGGAGGACAAAAUGUUUCUAAUAGAGUUAUUUUUUCUCAAGAGCAAGGUCAAACUUUGAGCUCAAUGGGUCUUGCUCCUCAGCAGUUUGAUGCAUCUUUAUAUGGUACUCCUGUUGCUAGUGGAAGAGGGACUAUGAAUCAGUAUUCCCAUCUUCCGGUGAUGUCUCAUGAUUCUGAAAAUUUGUUGGCCAAGGCUAAUGAUCAAAUGCAGAAGCCUGCUAUGCAGCCAUCAGCCUUCAAUAACUCAUUUGUAGGUGCUCAUUGUACGACUGCUUCUCCGGACCAGGUUUGCUCACCUCAAGGGGCGUUUGUAUCCCAACAAGGCUUUCAGGGAAAAAAUGUAUUUGGACAAGUUAUUACUCAAGGUUCAAAUUGUGGAUCCACAUUGGGUAACCUCCAACAAGGGGAUACCUUGCAAACAAAUACAUCACCACAGGAGCUCAGUGGAAAGCAAGAUCAAGCUGGCUGGCCGGGAAUCUUCCAGCAAAAAACAAUGCAGCAUGGCCCUUCCCAGGGUUUGGUUCCCCUUGAUCCAAUGGAAGAGAAGAUUUUGUUUGACAUGGAUGAUAGUACUUGGGAUUCGUCUAUGGGAAAGCAGAGUGAUAUUGGGGCUGGAGGCUUUGGAACAUUCGAAAGUUCAUUUCCUUCUCUCCAAAGUGGAAGCUGGAGCGCGCUUAUGCAGUCUGCUGUAGCAGAAGCUUCUAGUAGUGAUACCGGCCAACAGGAGGAGUGGAGUGGAUUGACUUUUCAGAAUACCGAGCUGUCAACUGGUAAUCAGCCUUCAAACAUCGUGGACAAUGAGAACCAAGGAAGUUGGGCUGAUAACAAUCUGCAGAGUGUCUCUUCCUUAAGUUCAAAACCUUUUCCCAUGCUUAAUGACUCAAGUGUUAGUUCUAGCUUCCCUGGCUUUCCACAGCCAGGCAUCCAAUUCACACCUGAGCAUCGAGAAGGGUUUCACCAGGAUGAAUCUCAUGAAUCCAUUCAGAAGUCUCCCAAAAGUUCUAGCGAGUGGUUGGAUCGUAACUCUCAACAGGUUCAGCCACAUAUGCGUUUGGACAACACAUGGACCAGUCAAAGCAGUAAACCAGAAGGUGAUAUUAACGAAGGCAUGUACAAUAGGAACUCUGAGAACCAUAUGUGGAAUAGGGAUGGUGAUUCCAGGGUAACUUCAUUUUCCAGAUCAACUGGACAAUUGGAGCAAGUACAUUUUGGUUCAGAGAAUAUUCUUAGGAACAGAGAAAAUUCCAAUAUUUUUAACUUUCAUUCCCUGCAAAAUUCACACAUGACUAAUGUCCAUCAGGAAACCAGUCACCAAGUCCAAGAUAAUAAUAAGCUUGAUUACGGGAAACAUUUUAUAUCUAGCAACAAGGAGGAUAAUGAGGGCAUUGGAGAAAAACAUCAUCAAAUGAGUAACAGCUCUCAUGUUAUGCAAAACUCUUAUGGGAGGGAAGGUGGAACAUAUGAGCAGCAGCAAAAUUGCUACCAGAGGGACAACUCGUAUGGCCGGAAAUCAGAGGAUUCUAGCGGCAUGCGUUUGACUGCACAAACAAGUCAAAAUAUACUUCAUCUUCUUAGCAGGGUUGAUCAGUUGAAGGAGAAUAGUUCUAUCGCACAGUUUGGCCAUCCUGGAUUUAACCCACUAUCUGAGGGUAUGAUCCAUCCAGCUAGUAAUCCAAAUCAAAUGCAAAUGGAUUCUAAUUUAAGAGGGAAAAAUCAGACCUGGUCCACUCUGUCCCCUUCUCAACCUUUGCCCCAAUCACAUGAAUCAUCACCGAGAUCCCGUUGGGAUGAUAAAUUUGGUAUCGGGGGACAAUCGAGCAGCCCUACGUCUUAUAAGCAUGGAAACUCUAUUGCAGAAAGCACAUCCAGUCCUACAUUUUCAAGGAAUCAGCUUCAAACACAACAUCUGUUUAAUGUACCUGGUCCAUCUAAUCAAACAACAUUACCUGGUUCUUCUGCAAAGCAUGCACCUUCCAACCUUGCUCUAUCUCAAGAUACUUCUCAGCAAAUUUUUGUCAACUCUGGUGGUCAACAAUUCCCUGUUCUUGAAGCUGUUCCAGUUUCUCAGCCUCCUUUUAUGUCAGGCAUGCCUGCACGGGGUGGAGUAUCAGUGAAGCCGCAGAGUUUGUGGACAAAUAACCAAAGCCAGCAACAUCUUUCUGGCAUGGAAACUACUUCGUUGGCUUCAAAGGAGCUAAAUGGUCUAAAUACCCAGGACAGUGGAUAUAGAUCAUCUGAAUUUGGCCAUUCCCAUACGAGUUUACAAGGAUUCAAUUCUGCACAAGAGAAACAGGAGGAAGAGAGGAUGUUUGAUGCUUCACAGACAGGGGAUCUUGGUGGAAUACAUCAUAAUGACAGCAAUGGCCUGGCUCCCUCUGCAAGAAAUCUUGGAUUUCUUGGCCAUGCUUUAAAACAUUCACAUGGAUUUCGUCAUGACCACUCCCGGCUGCACCAAGUGCAGGGUACGAAGAAUGAAGAGGCUGAUCCAAGUAGGAGGGAUCUGGAUGUACAACAGGUAACUGCUAUGGCAGGACAGCAGUCAAUUUAUGGUCAUAACAAGGAUGGUGAACUGAAUUCUCCAUCAGCUCACAAGUUAUCGCCACUUGGAAAUUCCAACGCAACAAAUUUCCUGACGGAUGCAAGAGAAGGUCUAAGUGUAAAAACUUCUUCAGAAUCUGCCUUCCAAGCCCAAGGCAUGGUUGCAUUUGGUGAAAGUGAUUCUCAGAGUCCAUCUAUUGGCAAUGAUGUGUUACCUAAUUAUGCUGAAACUUCUCAGCCCAAUCUAAGCAUGGCAUCGAACUGGUUUAAACAGUAUGGGACCUUCAGAAAUGGGCAGAUGCAACCAACGUAUGAUGCAAGGCUUGCUAGGUCUUCUGCAGGGCAGACCUCGCUUGUGAAGCCUUCGCAAAGCCUAAACAUACAUUCUUCUGUGGAACAGAUAGAUGCUUCUGAGGCUAACAGAGUAUGGCCAAGUACAGCUACCAAUUUGGUAACAAGCGAACCCUUUGUAGCCCCUUAUGUGUUACCUUCAGAAGUCAUUGAUGAAACUAUGGCGAUCGUGAGACCAAAGAAACGCAAAAUUGAAACAUCAGAGCUUCUACCAUGGCACAAAGUGACAGAAGGUUCCAAAAGGGUUCAAGAUGUCAGUCUGGCAGAGCAAGAAUGGGCCUUGUCAUGCAAUCGGCUGACUGAGAAAGUUGGACAUGAGUUUGAAAUGAUUGAAGAUGGACGUCCAAUCCUUCGAUCUAAGAGAAGGCUUAUCUUCACAACACAGUUUCUGCAGCAAUUGCUCGGCCCUGCACCAGCAUCCAUUCUCUCAGCAGACGCUGCUUUGUACUAUGAUAGUGUGACAUAUUUUGUUGCUAAAUUAUCAUUAGGGGAUGCGUGCACCCUGACCUGCAGCAGCAGUACUGAUGCGCCACUGAACGACAGUAAUACGAUUGGGGAAAAGCCUAAAGUUUCUGAAAAUACUGAAAUGCAGUAUUUAUCAAAAGCUGUGGAAGAUUUCACUAAUAGAUCGAAGAAGCUGGAAAAUGACCUACUGAGGUUAGACAAGGUUUCAAUUUUAGACUUAAGACUAGAAUGCCAGGAGUUGGAAAGAUUUUCGGUCAUCAACCGGUUUGCCAGGUUCCAUAUCCCCCAAACAGCUACGUCUGGGACCACUUCUUCAUCCGGUACAGUUCCAACUGCACCAAAACCAUUCCCCCAACGAUAUGUCACUGGACAGCCGCUGCCAAGACAUCUACCAGAGGGUGUUCAUUGUCUGUCACUAUGAUUAUGAAUUGAUUGCUCCUUCCCCCUGAAUGCUCUCCCCUUUUCAUCCAUUUGCAUUCCAGAUCCCGCUCAUGCACCUGUUUAUGAUCACUUUUUACUGACACAUAUGCUAGCCUAGCACAGAAGAAAGAAGAUUGAAAAAAUGGAAUGCAGGAAGUCAACCCCAAGUAAGGAAAGCUGCUCGUUCAUUUUUGAACCAACACCUAUUGUUGUCAUUUUUGGGAAAGUACAUAUUGUUCUCUUGUAUAUUUUGAAGAAGUUGCAAAGGAGAAUAGGUAGAGUGCCUGAAGCAGCAGGAGGAUGGUCGUUGGUAUGAAUGUGUCUCUUAGUGGCCCUAAGUUGUUGCAUAAAUUAGUUUUUAAUCUAGCCAUACCUAAUUUAUACAAGAAUAUCCAGUAGCUACGAGCACUGUCACUAUCGUAUUUCCUCUCUUUUCCCCUCCUCCGCGUUUUUCGCCCUUUUUACAGGUCGUUUCUGCAUGAAGCUGUACUGGCCGAACCCAGAAGAGAGAGUUGGGAUGUUGAAGAUGAAAAACAGUUAAGUUAGUUAGGAAAAAUUGAAUAAUAUUAUGAAGGUUGUAAUUUUAUGAUCCAACAGAUGCUUUGCUUUGCAAACACUCCACCUCCAAAAACAUGGGUGAGUUUUUAUUUUUUAUUUUAUUCCUGCCAUUAAUGAUAAUAUCCUUCUUUUUUUUCUGA